GCUGAGGUUAAGUCUGGGGCUGUCAAUGAUGAUGAUGGUGAUGAUGAGGGUGAAGAAGAGGAAGACGUCGACGGCAACGACGACGAAAGAAAAUGCUGAAGAAAAAGCUUAG
Messenger RNA from Gongylonema pulchrum, 112 nucleotides. The record is from the annotation of a GenBank genome assembly. Lineage: Eukaryota; Metazoa; Nematoda; Chromadorea; Rhabditida; Gongylonematidae.